Messenger RNA from Eucalyptus grandis, 724 nucleotides. Its product is annotated as Werner Syndrome-like exonuclease. NCBI's taxonomy places the organism in Eukaryota, Viridiplantae, Streptophyta, Magnoliopsida, Myrtales, Myrtaceae. Gene Ontology annotation, molecular function: 3'-5' exonuclease activity; nucleic acid binding. Gene Ontology annotation, cellular component: nucleus; cytoplasm. Bases 41 to 724 code for a protein of 227 amino acids. The record is from RefSeq and is a predicted model, not a curated record. Gene Ontology annotation, biological process: nucleobase-containing compound metabolic process. The transcript has a single exon.
CACUGCAUUCUUUCGUCUCACUCACUGUGAACCCGCCGACAUGCAUUCUCUUCACAAGAUUACCUUCCACGGAGAGCAGAUCCACACUUGCGUCACCGACGAUGCCUCCGUCGUCACCCGUUGGAUCAUCGACGUCGAGCGCUCCCACCUGCUCUGGCUGAACCGGCUCGUCGUCGGCCUCGACAUCGAGUGGCGCCCCAACCUCGAGCCCGGCGUUGUCCAUCCCGUGGCUACCCUGCAAUUGUGCGUCGGCCGCAGUUGCCUCAUCUUUCAAUUUCUCCACGCGGAGUACAUCCCCGGGUCGCUCCAUGCGUUUCUUGGUAAUCUCAACUACACGUUCGUUGGCGUCGGCAUCAAGGAUGACGCAAUGAAGCUGAGGGAUGACUAUGGGCUUACUGUGUCGCGCAUGGUCGAUCUCCGCGGACUGGCGGUGGGGAGGUGGCGGAACCUGUCAUUGGGUUAUAUGGGGCUGAAGAAACUGGUUAAAGUGAUACUUCGCAAAGAUCUCGAGAAGCCCAAAGAUAUCACCUUGAGCCAGUGGGACGAUAAGGUAUUGACAGAUCGUCAAGUGGAGUAUGCGUGCCUCGAUGCCUUCGUCACCUCGGAGCUUGGACUAGCUAUGCAAGCAUGGUCAGUGGGCAGAACUCGUGUCGGAUGGUGUGCCGAAGCUAAUCGCGUGAUGAUGCCGGUUCCUCCUAUUUUGCUUCAUCAAGUUCGCUCAUGA